AUGGCAAGUUUACUCGACGCUGAAGCUAUAUUAUCUUGCAACGAACAAUGGAAGAAAUUAGAUGAAGCUUGGGGUGAUCCUAUAGACCUAGAAACAGAUGAAGAUCUCACGCCAGCAAUGAAGACUGUCUUCAGUACACUAGACUUGCGAAAAACUACCUUCGACUCGUCAUUUAUUCUAAAAAAAGUACGCAGAAAAGUCGGACGGAAGCUUUCUAAACGAUCGGUUUUGGAUUACAAGGACUUCAUUCACGAUUUGGAAAAAGAAGUCCCGGAGAAUUUGCCAGCAAAGCAGUUCUACUACAUCAGUGGACAAAUACUGUCUGCGCUGUCUAUUGAAGAUAUAUGUGACCAAAUAGAUGAUAUCUUCAAAUCCGUUGAAAAACUAAGUUCAGCUACUAGUACAAUUCGCCAUAGGAAAAAACUGAUACCAGAAGUCGUUGAGUGCAGCAUUACAAUUGAUGAUUUGUCAUUUGAUGACACUGAUGAUAAUGAACGGGAGAAGUGUGAUGAUGACAUAGACGGUUAUAUAGAUGAGGCGUUUGAGCAACUGAAUUCUACAUUAGUGAGUUUGAAUCAAGGUUGUGAUGGAGAAUCUAUGACAAAUUCUGUAACGACUUUAGUGAAAAAAUUCAGUGCCAUGUUGAAGAAUCCGGCUGUUGUCUGUAGUCCGAGAAGAAAGAGACAAUGUUCAAAUAGAUUUAAAGAUUUAUCAGAAUUUUGGAGGAGCCGAGUAGAAUAG
This is a messenger RNA of Amyelois transitella, 741 nucleotides long. RefSeq lists its product as uncharacterized. The transcript has a single exon. Bases 1 to 741 code for a protein of 246 amino acids. The record is from RefSeq and is a predicted model, not a curated record. NCBI's taxonomy places the organism in Eukaryota, Metazoa, Arthropoda, Insecta, Lepidoptera, Pyralidae.